This is a messenger RNA of Gavialis gangeticus (Gharial), 4808 nucleotides long. RefSeq names its product Rho GTPase activating protein 42 (gene ARHGAP42). Bases 37 to 2661 code for a protein of 874 amino acids. Gene Ontology annotation, cellular component: cytoplasm. The record is from RefSeq and is a predicted model, not a curated record. Gene Ontology annotation, biological process: signal transduction. Gene Ontology annotation, molecular function: GTPase activator activity; protein binding. Lineage: Eukaryota; Metazoa; Chordata; Crocodylia; Gavialidae. The transcript has 24 exons.
AGCCCGCGCCCGCGCCCAGCCCGCACCGAGCCGGCCAUGGGGCUGCCCACCCUGGAGUUCAGCGACUCCUACUUGGACAGCCCGGACUUCAGGGACCGCCUGAAAUGCCACGAGAUCGAGCUGGAGCGGACCAACAAGUUCAUCAAGGAGCUGAUCAAGGACGGCAGCCUGCUCAUCGGGGCCCUGCGGAAUUUAUCCAUGGCAGUACAAAAAUUUUCCCAGUCUCUUCAAGAUUUUCAGUUUGAGUGUAUUGGAGAUGCUGAAACUGAUGAUGAAAUUAGCAUUGCCCAGUCACUAAAAGAGUUUGCCCGACUACUGAUUGCUGUGGAAGAAGAGAGAAGACGACUGAUCCAGAAUGCUAAUGAUGUCCUAAUAGCACCACUGGAGAAGUUUCGGAAAGAACAAAUAGGUGCAGCAAAAGAUGGAAAGAAGAAGUUUGACAAGGAAAGCGAGAAAUAUUAUUCCAUCCUAGAGAAGCACUUAAAUUUAUCAGCAAAGAAAAAAGAAUCUCAUUUGCAAGAUGCAGAUACACAGAUUGACAGAGAACAUCAAAACUUUUAUGAAGCAUCAUUAGAAUAUGUGUUUAAGAUUCAAGAAGUGCAGGAGAAAAAGAAGUUUGAAUUUGUUGAACCUCUCUUGGCCUUUCUUCAGGGAUUAUUUACUUUUUACCACGAGGGAUACGAACUGGCACAGGAGUUUGCUCCGUACAAGCAGCAGCUGCAAUUCAAUUUACAAAAUACACGGAAUAAUUUUGAAAGUACUAGGCAAGAAGUGGAGCGACUGAUGCAGAGAAUGAAAUCUGCCAGCCAGGAUUACCGACCACCAAGUCAGUGGACCAUGGAAGGCUAUCUCUAUGUCCAGGAGAAGCGACCCAUUGGAUUUACUUGGAUAAAACAUUACUGUACUUAUGAUAAAGGGACAAAAACUUUUACAAUGAGUCUAGCUGAAACAAAGUCUGGUGGGAAAGUCAAUGGCCUUGUUACAAGCUCACCAGAAAUACUCAAGUUAAAAUCCUGUAUCAGAAGAAAGACAGAUUCAAUCGAUAAACGUUUCUGUUUUGAUAUUGAAGUAUUUGAAAGACCUGGAAUCAUUACACUGCAGGCUUCUUCAGAAUCCAAUAGAAAACUUUGGUUGGAAGCUAUGGAUGGAAAGGAGCCAAUUUACACACUACCUGCCAUCAUUAGCAAGAAAGAAGAAAUGUUCUUAAAUGAAGCAGGCUUUAACUUUGUGAGGAAAUGUAUUCAUGCUGUGGAAACAAGAGGUAUCACAAUCUUAGGGCUGUACAGAAUAGGAGGUGUGAAUUCUAAAGUGCAAAAGCUAAUGAAUACCAUAUUUUCCCCUAAAUCUCCUCCUGAUAUGGAUAUUGAUAUGGAACUUUGGGACAACAAAACAAUAACAAGUGGACUUAAAAACUACCUCAGGUGUCUUACAGAACCACUAAUGACCUUCAAGUUGCACAAGGAUUUCAUUCUUGCUGUUAAAUCUGACGACCAAAACUACAGAGUAGAAGCAGUGCAUGCACUUGUCCAUAAAUUACCAGAGAAAAACAGAGAGAUGCUGGACAUCUUAAUCAAGCACUUGGUCAAGGUAUCUUUACACAGUCAACAAAAUCUGAUGACAGUCUCCAACCUAGGAGUUAUUUUUGGUCCAACUCUGAUGCGAGCACAGGAAGAAACUGUGGCUGCUAUGAUGAACAUUAAGUUUCAGAAUAUUGUUGUUGAAAUUCUUAUAGAGCAUUAUGAAAAGAUAUUUCACACUGCACCGGACCCCAAUAUUCCUCUUCCCCAGCCUCAGUCCCGUUCAGGUUCCAGAAGGUCAAGAGCUAUAUGUCUCUCCACAGGCACACGCAAGCCUAAAGGAAGAUAUACCCCAUGUUUGGCAGACCCCGAUAGUGAUUCAUACAGCAGCAGUCCAGACAGCACUCCCAUGGGCAGCAUAGAGUCGCUCUCUUCUCACUCAUCAGAACAAAACAGCACCACAAAAUCUGCAUCAUCCCAGCCCAGAGAAAAGUCAGGAGGAAUUCCAUGGAUUGCAUCCCCCCCUUCUUCCAAUGGGCAGAAGAGCUCAGGUCUUUGGACCACAAGUCCAGAAUCUUCCUCUAAAGAGGACGCAACAAAAACAGAUGUGGAGUCAGACUGCCAAAGUGUAGCUUCUGUCACUGGUCCAGAGAAUAUGUCUCCACCAAUAGAUCUGACCAAAAAGGGACCUUAUGGUCUGACUGGGUUGAAAAGAUCUGCAGCUUCCUCCCUCAGGUCAAUCCCUUCAGUUGAAGGUAACAAAAGCUUCAGUGGAUCUGUGCAGAGCUUAUCCUCAAUAGAUGCAAAAGAUACACCAAAAGCUCCACCUAAUCCUGAGCUGCCACCAAAAAUGUGUAGGAGAUUAAGACUAGAUACUGCAUCAAGUAAUGGCUAUCAGAGGCCAGGAUCAGUAGUGGCUGCAAGAGCCCAGAUGUUUGAAAGUGCUGGUUCACUUAAACAAGCUUCUUCAGGACGACAAGCCAAAGCCAUGUAUUCCUGCAAGGCUGAGCAUAGUCAUGAGCUUUCCUUCCCGCAGGGGGCAAUAUUUUCUAAUGUGUACCCAUCAGUGGAACCAGGCUGGUUAAAAGCAACCUAUGAAGGCAAAACAGGGCUAGUUCCUGAGAAUUACGUUGUCUUCCUCUAGUAUACUUUAGUGGACAGCAGUAUCUUCAUGGUAUCCAUGGUAACAAAUAAUAAACACUAUGAUCUUUAUCUGACACAGAUAUGGGGAUCAGCCUGUUAGUCAAGAGUAGUAUAUCUCCUUCAAAUUCUGUAACUCCACAUUAUAUUGCUCCCUAUGAAUAGAACAGGACAUAAAGAAAUAGUUAACAGGGUUUCUUUGUGCUAAAGAUGGUACUCUGUUUAAAUAACUUCAGCUGUUCACAAAAAGGUUGUUCUGGUCUUCUUUUGCAGAUAAAGAACGUUACAGCAAUACCAUCAAAAAACAUGUCAUUAGCUGCAAACCAUUUGGGGCCUGAGAUUUAACCAGACCAAUAUAAAAUUUACAGUCAAUGCACUCUGGAAAUUUUUACAAUCGCAUCUUUUAACCUGUAAAAUAAUUAUAAUAUUUUUCAUAAUGUAAGACUUAUUUCUGUUAUGAUACAUUUCUCCACCAGAAAACUUGAUUUGGACAUUGGUCCUAGUCAUUUCAAGGAAUGAGUUACUUUGUUCUUAAAGCAAGGUUUUGAACUUGUGUUAUACAAUGAAGUUACAAUAUACGCAUGCUACUUUGUAAAUAAUUUAUAUAACUGAGAACCAGAUUAGGUUGUACACUGACAAAGCCUUAAGUGCUCCUCCAAAAUGUGAUUUUGUUUGGACUGGUAUUUCAUUUGAGCACCACACAGAAUUUUUAUGUCUUUCUUUCUUUCAUCAAUAUAAUUAUAUAUUAAUAAUAAAUUAUAUUUAUAGCACCCAUCUUCCCUAGGGCAUUCUCAGCUUGUCUAAAAACUGAAAUACACAAAACAAUAACAUUCUGAUACUAACAUUAUUGGAAAACAUUUAUGGUUAGCACCAAAGAAGGACAAUAAAUCUAAAAUUUGAAAUACAUCUGAGUCUCACUUCUACUUGUUACAUUUAGCUUUUCCCCAAAUGAUCUGGGAAGUAGCUAAUUUUAUAAGCUAUGAAUUCUGAAAGCUCGAUCUAGCUAUUCAAAGUGUGUGAUAUUAGAUAAAUUUGGUUAUUUUGUUGAAUUUGAAUGGAAUUUCCUCUGACUUUCAUUGAACUAUUUGGCCACAAUUCAAAAGCAUGCUAGUGGAAGGCUUAGAGCAGGGCUGUGAAACUCAUCCGACCACAUGGGCUGAAUGAGUGGUGCAGCACCUGUCCAUGGGCCAGUCUGGAACCACAGACAAGACCUGCAUUCAGAUCCAAUGCAUGUCCUGCAGUGGCUGGAGUGGAUGCCUAUGCAGCCCAGUCCUGCUCCAGCCACUUUGAGGGCUGUACUGCAUACAGCAGCUGUUGAGGGGCUUUGCUGCACAGUCCUAGAGGCACCAUCAUGGAACUGUGCUGCGUACACUGAAGCAGCAGCCAUGGGGCUGCGAGGCCACUGCAUGCAGCAUAGCGCUGGAGUGGCACACAGCUGCUCCGGGGCGGUGCUCUAUGUGGCAGUUGCUCCACUGCUCCAGGAUGUGAGCUGAAGCUGGUAGCUCAUAGAGUCAUCCAUUAUGCUUCGCAUGCAACCUGUUGGCUAUUCUAAAACCUAUAGGCACCGCCGGGUGCUGGAUCUGGCCCAUAGGUCCUAUAUUUGACUCCCCUUUGUUAGAGAAGUGUUAUAUUGCGGUGGGCUAGUAAUUAUGCAAGAAGCAAGGAUUUUUUCUUAAGGUGAUAUCUUUUAUUGGACCAACUGCUUGGUUGGAAUAAAGUUAGACAAGUUUUUGAAUGCAAUGUAUUCUUCAUCAGGUUCAUUAGAUCUGAUGAGGAAUGCAUGAUACAAUCCAUUCAAAAGUUUGUCCAACUUUAUUCCAACCAUGCAGUUGGUCCAAUAAAAGAUAUCACCCUUAAAAAAAAUCCUUUCCUUCCACAUGAAGUGUGGUAGUAAAAUUACUUGGCAUCAAUAUCCAUCGAUUACUCAUUCUAGAAUUUAAAAGGGAUCCGUUUUAUAUAUUACUAGCAAUACAUUUUGCAUAAAUUUUCCCACCAGUAAAAAUGAUGUGUUAAUAAAAAUGCUAUUAUAAGCUGUGAGUUGGCUGACCUAGUCCAUUGAAGAAUAACAGUCCAUAAAAGGAGAAUAAGGAGCAAGUCAUAAAAUCGUUGCAAGGGAGGAAUGUUAACAGAUGUCCAAGUUAGAAAUGCACU